AUGGGUUUAAAUGAGGUAUCCCAGGCCCAAGCGGUAACUGUGAGUCUUCAGGAACUGGUUGAUGGCACCGUCUCCUUCGACGCUCUGACAGAAGCGUUCGGCCCCUCCUCACUAGGAAUAAUCAUCGUCAAAGACCUCGAUACCAAAUUCCAACAACUGCGCUCCGAGGUACUUUCGAACGCAUCCUCCCUCGCUGCUCUUCCUGAGGACGAACUAGAAUCCCUCACCAGUCCAGCCGCGAAAUACCUCGUCGGCUGGUCCCGCGGCAAAGAAACCCUCCGCUCCGGCCACUUCGACACGCUGAAGGGCUCCUACUACAUCAACUGCGCCUUCUACCAAAACCCCACCCUGCAGUCCGCCCCCGCAGACGGCUUCCCUGAUGCGUCCGAGUACACGACGGACAACAUCUGGCCGGCUGCAGAGCGACUGCCACGGUUCCGGGAGAGCGUCGAGGAACUGUGUAGGACGAUCAUCGACACCGCGGCGCUGGUUGCUAGGGCUUGUGAUCGGUAUGCGAUGGCGGAGAUUGAGGGGUAUCAGGGGGGUUAUUUGGAGAGGGUUGUUAGGACGAGUUUGACGACAAAGGCGCGGCUGUUGCAUUACUAUCCUUCCAAUGAUACAAACAGCGGGGAUGAAACUAAAGAUAGCGAAGCCAACGACGACGACUGGUGCGCAACACACCUCGACCAUGGCUGUCUUACAGGCCUCACAUCAGCCAUGUUCCUCGACGAAACCUUACCCCCACCCCUCACCGAACUCAUAACCUCCCCAGACCCCCGCGCAGGCCUGUACAUCCGCUCGCGAACAGACCAAAUUGUCAAAGUCAACAUCCCCAAGGACUGUCUUGCAUUCCAGACAGGUGAGGCGUUGCAGUCGAUUACGCGGGGGAAGUUUCGGGCUGUGCCGCAUUUUGUCAAGGGGGCUAGAGGGGAAGAGGGGAGGAUUGCGAGGAAUACGCUGGCUGUGUUUACGCAGCCAAAUUUGGGGGAGGUUGUGGAGGUGGAUUCAGGUAAGGUGUUUGGGGAGUUUGCGAGGGAGGUCGUUGAGAGGACUUAUUGA
Molecule: messenger RNA, 1059 nt
Organism: Aspergillus chevalieri
Lineage: Eukaryota; Fungi; Ascomycota; Eurotiomycetes; Eurotiales; Aspergillaceae
Exons: 3
Coding region: 1-1059 (352 amino acids)
Source: RefSeq, a predicted model, not a curated record